This is a messenger RNA of Dermacentor andersoni, 1557 nucleotides long. Its product is annotated as dermonecrotic toxin SPH-like. Gene Ontology annotation, molecular function: phosphoric diester hydrolase activity. NCBI's taxonomy places the organism in Eukaryota, Metazoa, Arthropoda, Arachnida, Ixodida, Ixodidae. Gene Ontology annotation, biological process: lipid metabolic process. The record is from RefSeq and is a predicted model, not a curated record.
GAAAAGCUAAAUACUAUUUAUUUAUCGCUAUUUUGCUUCGAACUUCUUUUGUAUGCGAACCACAACCGUUAUGAACCAUUAAGGAUCUUUUUUUUUUUUCUUUACGCAGCAGAACCGAAACAGAACUUUUUUCAAUGGAACGAUACUGAAACCAGAACGAAAAGCAUUUCGCUCUGACACUCUGACGAAAGCACUGAUCUUACAGGUGUAAAGCGUCAUGACAUUCAGGAGCUUACUCGCAACUUCUCUUCUUCUCACAAGUGUGUUUCCUGCAGGGGCAUCGAAAAUUGGAGACAGACGACGACCAUUCUUCAUUAUCGGUCACAUGGCCAACACUUUGGGGGAGGUCGAUGCGUUCCUAAAAGAUGGUGCCAAUGCCGUUGAGGUGGACAUUGAGUUUGCCGAUAACGGCACCGUGCUGGGGACAUAUCACGAAAUGUUUCCUUGCGAAUGUUUUCGGGUCUGCGGCAAGCGAGAAAAAAUCAAGACGUUUCUAUCGCACAUCCGCGAGAUUACCGGUGCGCCAAGCUCCCCAUACGCCGGAAAAAUGAUACUUUUAUUCCUCGACUUGAAGACCUCCAAGCUUCCCGCCACCUCCAAGUUCACGGCCGGGCUCACCCUUGCUGAGAAUCUUGUUUACCACCUCUGGCAAGGCGUGUCUAAAGAUUACCGUAUGAACGUUUUGCUUUCCAUCGGGUAUGUUGAAGACAAAGACGUUCUGAGAGGAGCCAUCAAGUAUUUGAAGCAGAAGGAAUAUUCUCCCCUUCUGCGCAAAGUUGGUUACGACGUGGGUAUGAACGGUGAUCUGAAAAGCAUCAAGCGCAUGUACAAAAAGUUGGGCAUCAGACGCCACCGGUGGCAGGGCGAUGGUCUCAUGAACUGCUUUCGAUUCUUGCUACCAACCGAGAGGCUGAUAGAGGCAAUCAAGCAACGUGAUAGGCCGGGCGGUUCUAUCGACAAGGUGUACUACUGGACCGUCGACCUGCCUGCCUAUAUAGCGGAUGCUAUCAAGAUUGGAAUUGAUGGCAUCAUUACCAACAGGCCCGACAACGCAUUUUACGUCGUAGUACACGAGUUUGCAAAUCAACUUAGGGUCGCCGGUGCUGGCGACAACCCAUGGAAGAAAUUUCGGAGACAUCUGAAGGAGGCGACCAACGAGGUAGACGCUAACACCGACAUACUGGAAGAACAGUACAUCAAGGAGCUGUUACCAGAGUAAACCGACAUGCGGCCUCGUUGAUCACAAACUGUUCCCUCUGGUAUAUACAUUUGCGCUCCUCACGGGGUAAAAUUGUAUGCUACUUGCAAACUGGCGACGCACACUGGCAUUUGCUCAUGCACAAUCUUCUGGGUAUUAAAAAAAUUUAUUGGUGCUAAGGCAAUACUCGCAAGAAAAAAUUUUACAUUCAACUGCAACAUAAGGAUUUGUGAGGAACUCGUUUAUAGCUAAAUUUGUUCGUAUCUUUUUAGAACAAAUGCACAUCUUCCGUCACUCAUCAGGUGGUAAAACCGGCUCAGCACAGUAACAUUUAAAUAAAGAAAUCCUUCAUUAUUUGC